Grus americana (Whooping crane) is the source of this 1933-nucleotide messenger RNA. It is a transcript of the gene RPP25L, whose product is annotated as ribonuclease P/MRP subunit p25 like. Gene Ontology annotation, biological process: tRNA 5'-leader removal. The coding region runs from base 501 to 1127 and encodes 208 amino acids. The record is from RefSeq and is a predicted model, not a curated record. The transcript has 2 exons. NCBI's taxonomy places the organism in Eukaryota, Metazoa, Chordata, Aves, Gruiformes, Gruidae. Gene Ontology annotation, molecular function: RNA binding. Gene Ontology annotation, cellular component: ribonuclease MRP complex.
GUCUGGCCUCCCGAUGGGCCCUGUAGUUUAGUCCGGCCGCCUCCCGGGCCCCUACAGCGGCACCUGGCCUCCCUACAGACCCUCAUAUUGGGGCCUGUCGCUCCCCCCGCCCGCCUCAUCCACCCCGAUCAGCGGCCUGGCCUCCCUUCAGGCCCCUGUGGAAACCUCCUGGCUUCCCUUCUCCCCCGGUAGCCGGCGCUUGGCCUCCCCCUGCCGUGCGUUCCUUGUCGCAGCGGCUUGGCCUUUCUCAGGGCACUAUGAUACCAGGCUCGUCUGCCGCCUCCCCCCCAUCCUAAUAUCAGUGGCUUCGCCGAACCCCCUCACCCGCCCCGGUCACAGGCCUCCAGCAGUGGCUUGGCCUUCCUAACCCGUAUAGCAGGGAGCUCGACCGUACCUGCCAUCCUCGUUGCAGCCGGCAUCCCCAUCCCCUGUAGCCGCGGUGUCCUCAGCCCCUGCACUUUCCCAACAGAGCAUGGUGCGUGCCGGCACCCCUGGCACUGAUGGCGGGGCUGCUGCCAUGCUGUGGGGAGAGCCUCGUGGGAGGGACGUCCUUCCUAGCACUGAGAAUGGAGAACUAUAAGAAGACCAAAAUUGUGGAGAAACCUUGUCCUCUUCCUUUCGCUGACCUGCCCCCUGAUAUUAUUGAAAUGAAAGUGAAGGAUGGGAGCAAAAUCAGAAAUCUGAUGGGCUAUGCUAUCAGCAAGAUGGAGCUGGACUCAGUGAGGCAGAUCCUUUUCACUGGCUCAGGCAAAGCCGUCAGCAAGGCCAUUACCUGUGUGGAAAUCAUGAAACGAAGGCUCAAAGAGCUGCACCAGAUCACUAAAGUGCUCUUCAAACAGAUUGAAGAGAUCUGGGAACCCAUUGUGCCUGAGGCAGGCCUUGAUGCCUUGACAGUGAAGAGAAACAUUCCUGCCAUAUGUGUCCUACUCAGCAAAGACGCCCUUGAUCCUCAGGAGCCGGGAUACCAGGCUCCGGGCUCUUUUGAUGCCUUCUGGAUUGAGACACUUAAAGAGGAGUCCCAGGGCCAAAUGAAGAGGAAGCAGGGUGGAGGCAGGGGAGCUGGCAGCAUGGGAAAGCACCCUCGGUCCACUGGAAGAGGGCUGGGGGAGUCCUGCUCCAAGUCCUGAGACACUGAUGCUGAGUUUGGGUGUAGUUUGGGGGAGUUGUGGAAAGAAUCCACCUGCAGUAGCUGGAAAGCUGCUGCUGAGCAUGGGGAUUUGCAAAGUUGUUAGGGGAGGGCAGGAGAAGUUAACUCUUUCACAAUGGAUGCGAUUAUAGCUGUCUGAAACUGUAUUUUGACAACUUGCCUUGUCAGACACUGCCAGGCUGCACUCCUUAGCCUGCAGUUCAGGGAAGGCAGAAGUCAUCUCUGCUUGAGCGAGGAGUGUUGGUGUCUUGUCAGUGAGCCCUGGCGAUCGGCUGCUCACUGAGCGGGGCUCCAGCUGCUUGGGGCAGCGCAGCAGCUCAGGCAGCGGCACACCCGCCAGACACCCACGUGUGAGGCGGGUGGAGGUGGCUCUCGCUGUGGUGCAGAGGGGAGAUGGGACCUGAGGUGGAUUCCCCUGGCGGUCGCUCAUGUGAGCGGACAGUGGGGCGCAGGGCUGGGUCAGCCACUUCUGUGCCUGAAAGUCCAUCUUCUGCUGAGCCCGUCAGGUGGGUUGAACGUGGAACUGCAGGAAUACAAGUGCAUCUGUGAUUGCGUGCACGUUGCACCCCUUGUGUCCUCCUUUCACCUCGGUGGACCUGACAGCUACACACCUCUCUGCCAAAGUGGCAGGAGUCAACUCAUGUCAUAACCAGCCUGAAAUCCUGUAGCUGUGCAAGCACCCUGGGGUGGUGACGACGGUAAGCUUCAAAGGACCCUGUUCUUUCCCCUUUCUGCUCCUUUAAAAUGCACAGAGAUGGGUUUAAAAUAAAGUUUCUUUUUCAUGUA